AUUGGUGAGCAACUCCCUCGGAGUCCAUUCAAGUGUGAGAAAUCAGUGGAAAACAGAGCAAACCCAUCUCUUCUCUCCUCUCUUCUUCUCUUCCUCUUCUAUAACCACCAUAGCCGAAAUAGCAGUAGAAGGAGACCUAGUGACCGACACCGACUGGACUGGUUGGGUUAUUCAGAGUUUUUGGUGUUCAAUUGAGAGAAAGACAUGGGAAAAGCAAAGAAAAGCCCUAAAUUCGCAGUCAUGAAGAAGAUGGUCACCUCUAAAGCAAUUAAGCAAUAUAAAGAAGACGUUUUGAACCCUAACAAGAAAGAUUUGCAGAAGGAAAAGCUCCCACGAAACAUACCGAAUGUUUCUUCUGCUCUUUUCUUCAAGUACAACACUGCACUCGGACCACCUUACCGGGUUUUGGUCGAUACCAACUUCAUCAAUUUCUCCAUCCAGAAUAAAUUGGAUUUGGAGAAAGGAAUGAUGGAUUGCCUAUACGCGAAAUGUACUCCUUGUAUCACUGAUUGCGUGAUGGCAGAGCUUGAAAAGUUAGGUCAGAAAUACCGAGUUGCUUUGAGGAUUGCAAAGGAUCCUCGAUUUGAAAGACUUCCUUGUAUUCAUAAAGGAACAUAUGCUGAUGACUGUAUCGUUGAUAGAGUUACACAGCAUAAGUGCUAUAUUGUUGCAACAUGUGAUCGAGACCUGAAGCGAAGGAUCCGCAAGGUCCCUGGAGUGCCGAUUAUGUACAUUACUCGACACAAGUAUUCAAUCGAGCGGUUGCCUGAAGCAACUAUUGGUGGAGCUCCAAGAAUUUAAUACCAUGAGUGCAUUAGUGUGAUUUGCAGCAAGGGAAAGCUUUUAUGUGGCCCUCUUGUGCUGAUUAUUAGGGUUCCUAACUCGAUGCCCUUGUAACAAUUUUGUGGUGGUUAUGGAAGCCCCUGAAGCUGAUAUGACUAGUUACAUCUCCCAUUGUGCUCCCAAUGGGAGAUGUAACUUAUUUGCAAAUUUAAUUCUGACUUAUUUUUCUGGUGUCUCAAAAGUGUUCCUAUAACCUUUCAUCUAUAUGAGGUAUAGUGAUCUCUCGGUGGUGUUGCAAGUCUGUAAAAUUUUCCUAUUGUUAUUAAGAACCUUGGCUUUUAGCGGUUAA
Messenger RNA from Cornus florida, 1132 nucleotides. RefSeq lists its product as uncharacterized. The record is from RefSeq and is a predicted model, not a curated record. The transcript is spliced from 9 exons. Gene Ontology annotation, cellular component: nucleolus; small-subunit processome. The coding region runs from base 205 to 801 and encodes 198 amino acids. Lineage: Eukaryota; Viridiplantae; Streptophyta; Magnoliopsida; Cornales; Cornaceae.